AAAUCCAAGUUUUCCACUCUUUGAUGGUAUUUCGUAGCUAGUUUUUUCCUUUGUAUUCAAAACCAAUGGCGUACCAUGCUUAUUGAACUUGGCACUUGAGAAAAGGUAUAAAAGACUUGAUUCCACUGUUUUGAGCUACAGAUCGUCUUUUCUAUUUCGUUGUUCACUAUCAAAAAUCGUAAUGAAGCUAACGGCAAUUUGUUUGCUGGUGCUUGCAACGAUUGCAAUAGCGUCGGCCAUUCGUUUUGAUGAAUCCGAGCCAGAUGGUGACGAAUAUGAUGAAUCAGUUAGUAGACCAUCAAAAUCAAAGUGGCGCCCAAAAAAAGAUUUUAAUAUUCACAUAGUGAAAAAACAUGGACGCAGAGGCAAAAUUCGUCAAAUUCAUUUAUAUCCUGUGAAAUCUAAUUACCGAGAUGAUCGUGAUCAUGGUUCACAUUCUGAAUCCGAAACCCACGAACAUGUUGGGUAUACUAGCAAACAACAGGAAACAGCUGCCGCAGAAAGUUCGAAAGUGGAAAAAAUGAUUGACGUCGAUGGAGCCGACCAAGAUAACGCUGGUUCCGAUCAUCAUUAUGAACAUAAGCAAAAAAUCAAAAUAAAACAUCAUCACCACCAUCAUCAUCACAAUCAUAUUAAGACGAUAGUGAAGAAAGAACCUUUCCCAGUUGAAAAAAUUGUUAAGGUGCCCCAACCAGUACCAGUAGAAAAAAUUAUAAAGGUGCCAGUUGAAAAGAUUAUAAAGGUCCCGCAAAUCGUCGAAAAAUUGGUCCAUGUUCCCAAGCCAUAUCCGGUUGAUAGGGUAAUAGAAAAGGUCAUUCCAAAACCAUACCCUGUUAAAGUGACUGAGGUGAAGGAAGUGAAGGUGCCCGUUCCGGUUGAAAAAAUAGUUGAAAAAAUUGUCCAUGUCCCCAAGCCCUAUCCUGUAGUUAAACAUAUUCCUGUUGAAAUCAAAGUGCCAGUUCCCAUUGAAAAGCCAGUUCCCUACACCAUUGAAAAAAAGGUUCCUUAUCCCAUUAUCAUUCCCGUAAAAAGGCCCCAAUAUCAUCAUUCCCAUCACCACGAUUUAAAUCAUCAUCAUGGACAUCAUGAUUCCCCUCAACAUCUUUCAACCUACGAUCAUCACACGGAUUUUACAAACAAUAAGUAUCAACAGGUGAGUGCUCAGAGACCACAAUCAUCAGAGCAGAGCUCUUCGUCUUCGUCCUCAUCCUCAUCCUCAUCAUCAGGAGAGUACCAAGAAUAUUUGCCACGACCACAACAUUUGCGUGAAGCACCAGCCACUUCUCAACAAGAGCAAACAAAAUUAUUUUCUCCCUCGCAAUCGGAUACACCGUACAACAAUCAACCGUACAAUCAACAACACCAAUUGCAUCACCAGCAACAGUACGCUCAGCUGCGUAGAGAUUUACUAACACGCGAAAGAAUGCGAUCAAGCAGCGAAGAAAACGAAGAUGAUUCAACAGAAUUUCGGCCGAUAGCCGGAAGUCAAUCGGCUGAGUACAUGUCACGGUCACCGUCGACGAACGUUGAAACGGUCGUCCCGGCGCCGCCACAAAAUCAACAAACCCGAUCAUCAUUUCACAUCAAUGUACCCAAUGAAAAUGAGCCCGUUAAAGAAACAACAUCAACGAGUGGCCACACAAACAACCAAUUCACACAUAACAUCGAAAUCCCCGUUCAUUUUUACCGACUACAGCCAUUAGAGAAUGGGGAAGGCUUUGCAAUUACAUCAUAAAAAUGUAUAGAAUCAACCGAAUUUCUUUGGUUUUAACAGUUAAAUGUAUGAACAAUUUUAGUCAUAGCGAAUAAUUUAAACAAAAGCAAAGCAGAAGAAACGCAAGCGAAAUAAAGUGUAUGGAAAAAAGAUUAUUACCAAAGCAAUUGCGUGAAAAACAAUACGAAAACUUUAGAUUGACUUGGGAUUGAUUUGUGAAAUUGGUCAUAAUGUUAACAUUCGGCGAGAAAAUACUUUUGCAUUUGCACUCUGAAAAUAUUCAUCACACGAGUAGUUCAAUUCUUUUUAUACUCAUUUGAUGGCCUCGUCGAGUGUUAGACAAGCACUCAUCUUCAUCGUGCUUUCGUUGAAUUACAUGUACUUGUUACUAGAAAGUUAUAGUGUGGAUCUAAAAUAUAUAUAAGACUUUGCGAAUGAUAACUUUAUAACUUUCGUUGGUAAUUAUUCUUUGACAGCUUGUUCCUUUCGCAUUCAAUAUUUCACUUUCCUCUUCUCUUUCUUUCUUUCUUUUCUGCAUCGACCCUUUUAUUUAAAGACAGCUUUG
This is a messenger RNA of Sitodiplosis mosellana (orange wheat blossom midge), 2279 nucleotides long. Its product is annotated as pinin-like. The record is from RefSeq and is a predicted model, not a curated record. NCBI's taxonomy places the organism in Eukaryota, Metazoa, Arthropoda, Insecta, Diptera, Cecidomyiidae. The coding region runs from base 182 to 1735 and encodes 517 amino acids. The transcript has 15 exons.